Eurytemora carolleeae is the source of this 1022-nucleotide messenger RNA. Its product is annotated as TBC1 domain family member 19. The record is from RefSeq and is a predicted model, not a curated record. The transcript has 8 exons. The coding region runs from base 189 to 863 and encodes 224 amino acids. Lineage: Eukaryota; Metazoa; Arthropoda; Copepoda; Calanoida; Temoridae.
UCCAUGAGGUUAUUGUUUAUAUUUAUGCAAAAUCCUUGGCAAUGUUUGGUUUGGCGGGUGGACGGAGGGUUCAACGGAGGUACAGUCUAUCGGAGACGACCUUUACAACAGGGUUACAUUAGGGGGUAUGGUUCACAAAAGUAGCUAAGAAGGAUUGGAAGACUCCUGAAACGGAGAGGAACAAUCUCAUGGAAUACUUGAAAAGAGGAUGUCCUAACAGUUUAAGAGGAUGUGUCUGGGCUCAGGUAUUAGGAUGCGAGAUCAUAGAGAAAGAUAUUGUGACCUACAAUGAAUUGAGAGAAGCUGUAAUAUCUACAGAUAUAAUGUUGGACAAACUCAUUAUAAAGGAUAUUGAGUUGAAUGCUGCAAAUGAUGAUCAAUAUUUUAUAUUUGAUGAUAUGAUUUAUAAAACUAUGCUUUGUUUCAGUAGAGAUACCCAGGUUGCUGAAAUGUUCUCUUGCGGCUCAGCUAACCCCCCCAAAGGAGUUUUAAGAGGUAGAGGGGGGCUCAGUGAAAACCAAGUACUGUACCCUCCCAGCGGUGUGAUUCCGUUCCAUGGGAUGUCAAUGUUCUGUGCACCUUUCUCCUACGUAUACACUGACCCUGUACAGUUGUACUUCGCCUUCAGAGCUAUGUACCUUAGAUUCUGGUUCCGACUUCAUCAAAUAUCCUCUCACCCCCAAUCCAUUCUUGGUCUAUGCGCUUUAUUCGAGAAUAUUCUUCAGCGUCAUGAACCUGAGCUUUGGUCACAUUUUCUGUCGAUUGAUGUUCAGCCAACUAGAGUCGUUUUCAGGUAUCUAUAUUUACACUUUGCUUUUGUGUAUAAUUGUUUGUUUGUAACCGAUAAACGUCAAAACGACUGACCUGAUCGGUCCAAAAUUUUUUGUAAGACCUCAAAUGUGAAAUGACCCCAGGGAAGGUUAGUGGUUAACAUCAGGAUUGGAAAAACAAACCCUGAUGAAUGAUUCACCGACAAAGGGUCAAACGACCCAGGGUCAAACGACACAGGGUCAAACGACACA